Orbicella faveolata is the source of this 1657-nucleotide messenger RNA. RefSeq lists its product as uncharacterized. NCBI's taxonomy places the organism in Eukaryota, Metazoa, Cnidaria, Anthozoa, Scleractinia, Merulinidae. Gene Ontology annotation, molecular function: structural constituent of ribosome. The record is from RefSeq and is a predicted model, not a curated record. Gene Ontology annotation, cellular component: ribosome; mitochondrion. Gene Ontology annotation, biological process: translation.
AUCAAACGUUCGAUUGACUUCGACUGUCCAGUUAUUUUUGUGUGAGUUGGAUUUUAAUCGAUUUCGAUCGAACUCGAUCCAUGGAUUGAAAUUCAGUUCGAUUGGAUUCGUCUGGCUAUGCCGGGCUUCAUUCACUAGUGCGCUGUUCAUAAUUAUACAUGAAUACCCGGAAAGGUUUUAAUAACUGAACAUGAAAUGACUAAUUUAACUACUCGAAAUCAAGGAACUUCGGAAUACCCGGCCACACACGCCCUCCUUAAAUCUACUGCUCCCGUGGUCCGUGGUCCGCAGUCCUUUAGUCGAUGAACAAGAAAUGAACUAAGUGUUAAAGUGAAGUGCUACCGCGGUCCGCAGUCCUGCAGUCGAUGAACAAGAAAUGAACUAAGUGUUAACGUGAAGUGCUACCGCGGUCCGCGGUCCCGCAGUGGACGAAAGAACGAGGUAUAUUCGUGGAUUUUAUAUACAAUUAUUAUGUUAAUUGUCACGACUGUGGGACCGCGGUAGCAGCAUUUGAAAACACAUAUAAGUGGCCGGGUAUUCUGAAGUUCAGUCCUCAGUCAAUCGGUGGCUCUGAUCCUGUUUUAUAUAAACAGACAUAAGAACACUCAUAACUAAGCUACUAUACUUACGAGUUUGGAAUAACAAUAAUCCUGAGAAAUCAACAACUCCUUCAACUUUUCUCUAGGAGGUCUUUAUUUUUCCCAGUUCCCGCCGAAAUGCAUCACGUGACUUGGAUCCACAGUUCAUGGUCAGUGGCUGCAAUCCGCUGACCGCAUCCUUGAUAUGGCGGCAGUGGCGGCCAUGUUUUCUGUUUCAAGAAGGUUCUUUACUUGUAAUGUUCACUCUUCUGUACGGACAGUUUCCACAGCAUUGAGACCAAAAGCUUUGGAAUUCACCAAGAUCGCAAGGUUAACUAGUGUCGUGAAGUCUCAGACAUCAAUGUUUUCCACAUGCAACAUACAGGCAAAUGAACGGAAAACUGGCGUGCAAAGGAUAAAGAUUCUGCAAAGACAUCUUGGAGUCACUAGAAGUAUUUACAGUUUUGAUUCUGUUUCAAAUUCUGUGAAGCAAGCAGGACCGAUUCAGAGUCCCUGUGGUUUAGUUAUACCCACAAGAUCUGUCAAUUCCCGCAAUAAACAUGGUAAACCAAAAACUGUCAAGGCUGUUGCAAAGAGGUUUUUCAGAACAGGAAAUGGACAGCUGAAAUAUUGGCCACCAGGAAAAAAUCACAACAUGAUGAAAAAAGGACCCAGAAAAAGUCGCAAACUGAGGCAGCCACGGUUAUGUAACAACCAGCAGCUGAAAUUAUUGAACAAGAUGUUAGGCCGCUAUUGUUAACACACUUCUAACCUUACUAGCAGUGUAUUCAUGUCUUGGGUAAUGCAAUGGUUAUGAGUGAAAUUGUUAAGAAUUUUUACAUUCCUGCGAAAAUUGUGCUUGUCAAAGCCAAGAAAGUAACUGCAUCUUGGCCAUGGGUAGGAAAGAACUCAUUUUCAACACACAUUUAAAAAAAAACUAUGAUCAGAUAUAUGCGAAUGUAGCUGCACAAAACUAGUUCUAUAUGGAACCCAACUGAUGACCAAUCUAGUUUUGUAGUGACUCACAUAUAUUAUGUAAUUGUGUGUUGAGAGUAAAAUCAAAUCAGCAUUUUGGGGUU